AUGCAGGACGACACUAUCACCGAACGCUGGAUUCACCUAGCAUUCUCGUGGGCUAGUAAAGCGUUCACAUUGGAUGUUGCUGAAUCUGAUAGGGUUUUUGAUUUGAAAGCUGCAUUGUUCAGCCUGACGAAUGUACCACCAGAACGGCAGAAGAUCCUCGGACUGGUCAAAGGAAAGUUACCCCCAGAUGAAGAACGCGUAGGUAACCUCAAACUUGUCAGCAGUAAGAAAUUUACUCUAGUGGGUACACCGGAAGGACACGAGAUCAAGGACCCUUCGCAGGUGGAAUUCCUGCCAGAUAUACUCAACGAUCUUGAUGUCGACUUUUCUAUGGACCCCGCCGCUGCGAUCCAAUACCAAAAUGAUCAGCGGAAUAUGAGAAAAAUUCGCGAGGCCACGAAGAGGUUGAAUGUGAAUAUCAUUCACCCUCUUCGUGAAGGAAAACGCUUGCUGGUCUUGGAUAUCGAUUAUACCAUAUUAGACACGAAACCACUGACUUCUGGCGCUUUACCGCCAGCGGAAUGUGCUCGGCCACGACUGCACGAGUUCCUCUCUGCGAUAUAUCCGUACUACGACAUCUGCAUAUGGUCUCAGACCAGCUGGAUUUGGCUAGAGACCAAGCUCGUUGAGCUCGGAAUGUUGGGCACCGACCGGCCGUACAAGGUUUCAUUUGUCUUGGAUAAGACAUCUAUGUUUACCGUCUUCUCAACACGAGAAGGCAAGACGUAUACCCAUUCCGUCAAGGCUCUCCAGAUCAUUUGGAAUCGCUUUCCUCAGUUUAAUGCACAGAACACUAUUCACGUAGAUGAUUUGGGCCGGAAUUUCGCCCUCAAUCCGAAGCAAGGACUCAAGAUUUCAGCGUUCAAGGAGGCUCAUACCCCGCAGGCCAUGGCUGAUCGUGAGCUCGACAAGCUCGCACGAUACAUGGUUCAUAUCGCCGAUGUCGAUAAUUUCCAAGCACUGGACCAUAAGGAUUGGAAGCGUGUCGUGCGCGCACUGCAUCCUCCCUCAUAG
This is a messenger RNA of Heterobasidion irregulare TC 32-1, 1014 nucleotides long. RefSeq lists its product as uncharacterized. Bases 1 to 1014 code for a protein of 337 amino acids. Gene Ontology annotation, molecular function: protein binding; phosphoprotein phosphatase activity. Gene Ontology annotation, cellular component: nucleus. NCBI's taxonomy places the organism in Eukaryota, Fungi, Basidiomycota, Agaricomycetes, Russulales, Bondarzewiaceae. The transcript is spliced from 11 exons. The record is from RefSeq and is a predicted model, not a curated record.